Molecule: messenger RNA, 984 nt
Organism: Suillus bovinus
Lineage: Eukaryota; Fungi; Basidiomycota; Agaricomycetes; Boletales; Suillaceae
Exons: 4
Coding region: 1-984 (327 amino acids)
Source: RefSeq, a predicted model, not a curated record
AUGCCCGCGUCCCAUGCAGCGCUCACGCAGUGCAUAUGUGAGGAGUGCACUAGAAGGGGGGGAUAUGAUGAGAAAGGCGCACCAAGAGGGGUGCUGAUAGCAGAGCGCUCAAUCUCGGCUCACAUCCAGUGUGUAAAGGCAGAAAGUGCUGCAUCUGCCAUCACUACCGUCUCCUCUAUUACUGAUGAUAUCAGACAUUUGUCCCUUGCUGCAGAUAAUCCCCAGUCCCCGUCAUUUACAUCUGCAAUGAAAAAUAAUCUGGAUGGCGCAGGAUCAUGCAACCUUCCUGCAGUUCCUGUUUCUGCCCUGUUAGAUGGCCUCGAGCGGUUGCAGUUGUCUGAUUGCAUGUCAACCCCACUAAUGGAAAAGGCUGACAGAGAGACUGUAUCAAAGCCGAAGCCCAAUCAGCACACAGCAAAAGCAUUGCACAUCCUUGAUAAUAUUGACUCCUGGAUUCAGUGGUGCUUUCGCCUAUUGUUGCAUCCUUGUAACCUUGAUGAUGUUGGUCGUGAGCUAUCUUUACUUUGUACAGCUAUGGAGAAUGUCAAUGGAGGGGCAGAUUUUGGCAGUUACCAGGACAUGCUGCAAGUACCCAUCGAGAUUAACACUGAUACUCUGCAGCAAGCUCCAGUUGAUCACUCAGACGAGAUCAGCCAAGUCGUCUUAUUCCUUUGCUCUAGGACUGCAAUAUACCCUCAACAUUGUAUGCAUUGUCCUGUGCCUGGGAUCGAAUGUGGUGAUGCUUUACUUGUUGGCAUUGAAGGAGAGCUCUGUCCAAAGAGGAUUUUUAUAUAUCAUGACUUCAAAGACUAUCUUUCUGGUCUUCUCUCUCAGAGAGAUGUGGAAGCCAUGAUGGAUGAAGCUUGUGACGAUUUCAUGGACUCCAUUAACUCUUCUCUUCCGCCCUUCGUCAAGAAUCUAUUUGAAGCCCAAUUCCUCCGCCAAUUUGGCAGCCCGAAGCCUGAAACACUUUUUAUCAAUUGA